This is a messenger RNA of Hypanus sabinus (Atlantic stingray), 2632 nucleotides long. RefSeq names its product leukocyte elastase inhibitor-like. Gene Ontology annotation, molecular function: serine-type endopeptidase inhibitor activity. The record is from RefSeq and is a predicted model, not a curated record. The coding region runs from base 455 to 1594 and encodes 379 amino acids. Gene Ontology annotation, biological process: negative regulation of endopeptidase activity. NCBI's taxonomy places the organism in Eukaryota, Metazoa, Chordata, Chondrichthyes, Myliobatiformes, Dasyatidae. The transcript has 8 exons.
UUCACCACAGUGCUCAUUGAACACACAGAAACAGUGGGUGGGCUGUACAGCAAAGUUACCUGCUGUAUACAUUUGUGACUUGCUUUUAAUCACAGUUUCAAAGUACACGCGAAACAUCCAAGCUUCCUUGAAAGGAAAUGACCUUUUCUGUGACGGACAGCAGCUUUCUCCUAUCAGUUUGAGGGUGGAGAAGGGCCGCGUCGGGUUAAAAAGCGCUGCACAGGGCGAAAGUUCAUUUGGGAGGGAAGGUGUGGAAGCUGAACGUUGUAAGCGGUGUUCUCUACUUAGAAUUGUCAAGUUUCGAACCUGUGGUCAUUUUGCGGAAACUUAAUUUGGAGAAAGUAACCUUUCCCCGGCUGUUGUCGAAACUCAUGAAGUAGUUUCUGUGUGUUUAGAGACAGCAAACUCAUUUUGGAAGGAGGACGGAAGCUGCCUUCACACCAAGUUUGAAACAAUGGAGAAACUGAGUAAAGCCAAUUACCAUUUCACCCUUGACCUAUUCAGAGAGCUGAUCAAAGGAAAUCAAGUGGGCAACAUCUUUUUCUCUCCAUUCAGCAUUUCCACUGCAUUGGCCAUGGUCUAUCUUGGUGCAAAAAAUAAUUCUGCCUCCCAAAUGGCAAAGGCUCUCCAUUUUGAUGACGUUGGGGAUCUGCAUUCUGCAUUCCAGAAAAUGCAAUUGGAAGUUAACCGAGCUGAUGUGCCAUACUUGCUUAAAAUGGCCAAUCGACUGUACGGUGAAAAGACAUAUAAAUUCCUAGAAGAAUUCUGUAAGUCCUGUGAAAACUACUAUGGAGCAGCCUUGUCUGCAGUUGAUUUCAGAGCUUCUGCAAAUGAAACUAGACAAGAGAUCAAUAAGUGGGUGGAGGAACAGACUGCAGGUAAGAUCCAAGAUUUGCUGGCUGCAGAUUCGGUUAAUAGUGACACCAAACUGGUGUUGGUGAAUGCCAUCUACUUCAAAGGAAGUUGGGCUGAAAAGUUUGAUGAACAAUGCACACAGGAAAUGCCAUUCAGACUGAAUAAGAAUGAAAGCAAACCAGUGCAAAUGAUGUACAAGAGUGAUAAGUUUCUAUUCCGUCACAUUCCUGAAGUCAAUAUCAAAGUUCUUGAACUUCCAUAUGUUGAGAAAGAUGUGAGUAUGGUCAUCUUGUUGCCUGAUGACAUCAUGGAUGACUCGACAGGUCUUAAAAAGCUGGAGCAGACACUUACCCUAGAAAAGCUGCAAGAAUGGACACUUCAAACCAAGAUGAAAAAAAUUGAAGUUUCAGUUCAUUUGCCUAGAUUUAAAAUGGAGAAUAACUUUGAACUCAAUUCUGCACUUUCCUCUCUGGGGAUGACAGACCUUUUUGAUGGUUCAAAGGCAGAUCUCUCUGGAAUUUCUGGGACACGUGACUUGUUUGUGUCUAAGGUUGUUCAUAAGUCUUUUGUGGAGGUGAAUGAGGAAGGAACUGAAGCAGCAGCUGCUACAGCAAUAAUAGUAGCAUUAUGUUCACUGGUGCUCGAGGAGCAGUUUACUGCAGAUCACCCUUUCCUCUUCUUCAUUCGGCACAACAAAACAAAUAAUAUUCUCUUCUUUGGUCGGUACACUUGUCCCUAAACAACUGACUAAGUGCAAGUAAUGGGCGGGGGGAAGAAAAUCUUAAUGAUAAAUUUCCACUUAACCAGAAUAAACUGGAAUGCUAAUUAGUUUAAAAACAUUUGGCACAGUACAUUUUAGAAGCCAAACAUAAGAUACAGCCCUUUGAUUAUGACUGAGUAUUUUGCAUUCUGAAGAAGAAUUUAUAGUGCUUUUAAUCAAGAAAUUAACAAUACAACUGGAUGUGUUAACUUCCCUUUUUACUGACUUGAAAAGUUGUCAUUUACAUCAUAACUAUUCAUCUGAUUCAGUAAAGGAGAAAGUCCUGUUACCUUUGGGAUGGUUAGUCCAUGGCCAGUUUGGGUUAGGAAAACAACUGUCACUAUUGCCAGACAAGUCUAUAAUCCUGUGAAUGAAUAAAUUAAGAACCAUGUGUAAAAUGUCCUGCUGAAUUUCUCACUUUCAACAUAUCUUCUUGUAUGACUUUGUCCAGAAAGCUAUGAAUAAUAUAAAUAACAAGACUUUGAGAGUUUUCUCAACUUUGCCACUUUGAUCUGGUCUAGGUCAUAGUAUGUGCUAUUACAUUUCAACUUGCCAAUAAAAUGGUAGAUCGUAGAGAAACCCAUAGUUUGAUCUUAAGAAAUUCUGCCUAAGGCAUGUUGUUGCAGCAGAGGAAACAAUUUUAUUUUAUAUUUGCAUAUCCAAUUACCAAAUAUGAAUAUUAUUGGAAGAUGUUGAUUGGAAAAAGGUGCACUUUGCACUAAAUAUAAAAAGAGACAGAUACACUGAACAGAACACUUUCUGUAUUAAGUCCUACAACCUGAACUGGCACUGGGAGUGGUCAUUUUCAGUUUGUAAAUGUUAUCUGUUGGAGAAAUCUCAUGUUUGGGUGAAUCAUGAUUAAAAUGACAGUGUCACUGUACUCCAAGAGUAAUCUUUGAAAUAUGAUUUCUACAUGGGACAAGAUCAUGAUGUUAGCAUCUAGUUUGUUAAAACUCUGAAUAUGCAUUGUAUUAUGUCAUGUGUAUAGUGCAAAAUAAAAGCAUUUACCCUAUUUGA